This is a messenger RNA of Ceratosolen solmsi marchali, 1803 nucleotides long. Its product is annotated as maltase 1-like. NCBI's taxonomy places the organism in Eukaryota, Metazoa, Arthropoda, Insecta, Hymenoptera, Agaonidae. Gene Ontology annotation, biological process: carbohydrate metabolic process. The transcript is spliced from 8 exons. The record is from RefSeq and is a predicted model, not a curated record. Bases 28 to 1749 code for a protein of 573 amino acids.
AUUUGAUUAACAAAGUAAGAGUCAAAGAUGUUAUCCUGGCGAUCAUAUCUUACGUUUUUACUUAUUAUUACAAUCGCAGCAGGAGAAAUAAUCAAUAGAGGUUGGUGGAAAAAUGAAAUAUUAUAUCAAACCUAUGUACGAAGUUUUAUGGAUCUUAAUAAUGAUGGAAUUGGUGACAUAAAAGGCGUUACAAGUAAAUUACGUCAUUUUCUUGAAUCUGGCAUCACAGCUAUAUUAUUGUCACCUAUAAACACUAGUCCAAUGAUUGAUACUGGAUACGAUAUUACAAAUUUUCUUGAUAUUGAUAAGUCAUAUGGUACACUUACUGAUUUCGAAGAAUUAACAAAAAAAGCCAAUAAGAAUGGAAUUAAAGUUAUUAUGGAUUUCGUGCCCAAUCAUACAUCUGAUCAGCACGAAUGGUUUGUUAAAAGUGUUAAUAGCGAUAAGAAAUAUAAGGAUUAUUAUGUUUGGCGUAAAGGUCAAGACAAUAAUUCGAAACCUCCAAAUAAUUGGAUUAGUGUUUUUGGUGGAUCAGCUUGGACGUACAAUAAAAAAAGAGAUUUAUGGUACUUGCAUCAAUUUGAUUAUAGGCAACCUGAUCUUAAUUUUACCAAUCCUAAUGUUCAUAGAGAAAUGGAAGAAAUCAUGAAGUUUUGGUUGCAAAAAGGUGUCAGUGGUUUUCGAAUAGACGCGCCUGGUUUUAUCUACGAAAAUGAUAAUUUUUUAGAUGAACCAUUGAGUAAUUAUCCUGGAGCAAAACCAGGAGAGUAUAGAUAUCUUAAUCACAUUUAUACUAUGAAUGAUGAAAGAUAUCAUAAUUUAUUAAUGAAUUGGAGAAAUAUUAUGGAUAAAUGGUCAGAUGCACGGAAUGAUGAAGAAAAGAUAAUGUUGGUAGAAGUUUACACAAGCUUACAGAAAGUUAUGGCAUUAUAUGAUUUUGGAGCUAAUAUACCCUUUAAUUUUUAUUUCGUUAAAAAUCUUGAUAGUACUUCUAAACCUAGUGAUUUCAAAAAAGUUAUUGAUGAUUGGAUGGCAGCUUUGCCCGAAGGAGUAGUGGCUAACUGGGUGACCAGCAAUCAUGACAAUAAAAGAUCGACUUCGAAAUUCCCUGAGAGGCCUGACCUGAUGUUAUCAUUAGUUAUGAUUCUUCCCGGUGUAGCAUGUAUAUACUAUGGGGAAGAAAUUGCUAUGGUCGAUAAUUACGAUAUUACUUGGGAACAAAUUUAUGACCCUCGAGCACGUAAAUUAAAUGCUCAAAGUUUUUCUACCUCAGCUCGCGAUUUCUUUAGAGCGCCAUAUCAAUGGGACGAUUCAAUAAAUGCUGGUUUUAGCAAAGCUAGAAAAACAUGGCUACCAGUUCAUAAGAAUUACAAAAUUUUAAAUUUAAAGAAUCAAAAAUUUGAACCUGAAUCUCAUUUCAAACUUUUUAAAACUCUUGUUGCACUGAAAAAGUCGUCGGAAACCUUGAAAAGUGGAUCAUUAAUAACCGAUACAUUAAAUAACGAUAAAGUUUUGGUUGUAUCACGCCAGUCGUCUAAUGAAAGUAUCGUUUUUAUCGUUAAUUUUUCUGACGAUGUUUCGCAAAAUGUUAAUCUUAAUAAAUACUUACCUGGAGCUGUGAGAGCUACUGUUAUCAUAUCAAGCGUCGGAUCAAAUAUCAGAUGGGGUGCCAAUAUAAGUGUCAUGGAUGUUGUUUUACCGCCAAAAAUAAUCUUGGUUAUCACUAGCACUAUACAUAGACGCAAUUAAUGUUUUAUACUUGAAACGUAACGUUGAAAUAAAAAAUUGUAUUGUUGGAGAGAA